Molecule: messenger RNA, 1789 nt
Organism: Aspergillus wentii DTO 134E9
Lineage: Eukaryota; Fungi; Ascomycota; Eurotiomycetes; Eurotiales; Aspergillaceae
Product: putative choline transport protein
Exons: 5
Coding region: 1-1587 (528 amino acids)
Biological process (GO): transmembrane transport; amino acid transport
Cellular component (GO): membrane
Molecular function (GO): transmembrane transporter activity
Source: RefSeq, a predicted model, not a curated record
AUGGAAUCCAGCGAAACCAAAUCCCCCACUUUCAAAGACGACAAUGCAUCGUCCAAGAUCCCCGAGGUCGAAAUGGGCGAUGCCCACGUCGUCAUGGGCAUCUCCGACAUGCCCAUGAAGCGCAAGUUCAGCAUCCUCAGCAUCAUCGCCGUCGGCUACAACAUCUCCAACAGCUGGGUGGCGAUUGCAGCCAGUUUCGCCAUCGCCAUUCAAUCCGGCGGUGCUGUCUCGCUACUCUACGGUAUCAUCCUCGUUACUAUCGCCAUGCUCUGCACGGGCGUGACGCUGGCAGAACUGGCGAGUGUCUAUCCCACCGCGGGCGGCCAGUAUCACUUCACCUCCAUCUUGGCGUCCAGUCGAUGGAGUCGCAGUCUGUCGUAUUUUAGUGGUCUUGCGGCGGUGUUUUCGUGGAUUACGCUUGCGGCAUCGAUCUGUCUGGCUGGCACGCAGGCUCUCAUGGCGAUGGUCAUUCGGUGGAAUCCGGACUAUCAGCCGCAGACAUGGCAUUUAUUUCUUGUUUAUCAAUUGUCUAAUGCGGUGAUGGUGGUGUAUAACAUGUUUCUCACUAACAAGACGCUCUGGGUAUACAACGUUGGAUUCCUCCUCUCCAUCGCCACCUUCCUCGCUAUUACCAUCACCUGUCCAGCUCGGUCAGCAGCACACACAACCAUCAACUCCACAAGCAUCUGGGGCCAUCUUGCCAACGGCUCCGGAGGCUGGCCAGACGGCAUCGCCUUCUUGACGGGCCUCUCAACGCCGCAGUUUAUGCUCUCCGGUCUCGACGCUACACUCCAUCUCGCAGAGGAAUGUCUCGAGCCGGAAAGAAUCGUCCCCAAGGCAGUCAUGGUGACUGUGACGGUGGGCUUCUUCACGGCGUUUCCGAUGUCUGUGGCUGUGCUGUAUAGUUAUGGGGAUGUGGAGUCGUCGUUGGAUACGCCGACGGGAUUUCCCAUCUACUUCAUCUGGGAAAAAGCUACCAAUUCCCCCGUUGCAGGAACAGCGUUCAUGGCUGGCCUCUUUGUCGUCUCCUGCGUUGCGCUGAACGCAGUACAUCAGACUGCCUCUCGACUCACCUGGUCGUUCGCCAGAGAUGAAGCUCUCUUCUUUUCGUCUCGUCUAUUAUCUAUUCAUCCUUCACUAGGCGUGCCCGUCUACGCACUCAUUCUAAACGGGAUCCUCGUCUUGCUUAUAGGGAUUGUAUACGUAUGCUCGACAACAGUCAAUACUAACCAACUGGUCCUGACUAUUCCAGCCUUCAACGCAUUCAUAAGUUCCACCGUAAUAGUAGCCCAAAUCUCCUACGCCAUCCCCGCCGCCCUCCUCCUCUACCGAUCCCGGUCCGCGCACUACCUCCCUCCGAAUCGGCCGUUCAGAGUCCCCUCGUUGGUGGGGUAUAUCGCCAACACGGUGUGUAUUAUCUGGGCGGUGAUUAUUACGGUUUUCUUUUGCUUUCCGACUUUGUUCCCGGUUACAGGGGGGAAUAUGAAUUAUACAUCGGUUGUGUUGGUGAUUAUGUUGAUAUUGGGGGUUUUGAAUUGGUUCACGCAUGCGAAGCGGCAUUAUCAUGGUCCAAGGUUGGAAAUGUAGGUACUUCUUUAUUUACCAAGGUAGUGUGUUGUAUAUAGCAUAACGAGUCAUGGCUUCUAUUACACCACACCCUACCGUAUGCUGUCUACUCCGUCUUCAAAAUAGCAACACUCAAAUCCGGCAACUCAAACUCAAACACACCCUCCGUUCCAGCCGUAACGGUCGAUACAUUGCGAACGACCACAUUCGACUCCCCUCCAAC